AUGGUCAGUGCGAAUGUUCCGUCUACAGAACGGACAUCGAAGCGCACUACAAAUGUACCCGUUUCCGAGCACCGAAGAACACAAUUACGACUGGCACAGCAAGCCUAUCGCUACCGCAAGGAGACAGUAACCCAGUCUUUGAAGCAUCAAGUUGAACGUCUGCAGUCACAGAUUCAGAACCUACGUCAGACGUUCCAAGCAUACAACCUUGAAAUAGAAAGAUCUGGCGUGCUAUCCUUUGAUUCGACUCUCGAAGGAAAUCUGCAACAAUUACGAAAGCAGUUUCUUGCAAUUUCUGCCACUGCGAGACCAAGUAAAGAGGACGGCAGUGCCUUUCAAACGAAUGAAAUUCUGUCAACUAUGACCCAAGUGAGGAAACAUGGGGAGCACUCGCAGCAGAUAGAAGAUGACCUUGAGUCAGCCACAUCAAGGCUAGUCAAUCGUGGCCUCCAUCUAGCUCAUCCGAAGUCGUCUUCUAAUAGGGCCGACCGCGAAGAAAACAACACACGAGGCAAAACAUUAGCCCAAAAUUAUUCAUCCUUACCAACACCUGCCCUGGAAACUGUCAAUCAUUCAGAGCCACUGCCAUGCGCUGUAGAUGACAGUGCACUCAAUAUUCCGUGCCCCUCGUAUCUCCUUUCUUCUUCCACUUCCCCCUUCCGCGAGACUUCUUUCGAACGCCGGUUGCAUCGAGCCUGUUUGAACAAUGGAUAUCACUUGUUGGUAGAUCCAACUACCGAUCCGGACAAUAUAAAUAGGGUGUUCAGGCUCCCAUUGACUCUGUCAACCCGAGAUUCCAUGAUUCAACAGAUGAAAGGUCUUCUUGAAGGUGGCUUAGAUGAAGCCCCAGAGAUAUGGGAAAUGCCUUUCUUCUUACUAGGGGGUGCGGGGACUCAUUAUCCUCGAAGGGAUCACACAGGAAGACCUAUCCUUCCUCCGAAUGCCUUGCCGGUGAGUCAAUUUAUCGGUGCUUUUGUGCAUCAAACAAUAGAGCCACAACCCUUCCACAGCGACCAUGACCUUCUGGCCGACCUUGGCCUCGAUGGUGAGUGGCUUGAUUCAUAUGACGUGGAAGGCUUUCUUAAGGAAAAGGGAAUCUUCUUGAGUGCGGAUACUACAUUCUGCAGAGUUCCGGCACGCGCAUUCUCAAUGGAGCUCCGGCCUUCUGAUAUAGUAGGUGCCAAUGCUCUACAUGUCAUGGAAAUGGAUGAAUCAGUCCAGGGACAUAUGUAUCCUCAUAAUGUAGAUCGUAUUGAACUACAGUCGAGAGGAUGGAGAUCAGACGUACAGUUCUCACCGGCACAGGAUGUAGAUCUACUUCGAAAUUAUUAUUCCGAUCCAAACGGGUCUUGGGUCCUAGAUGUGGGAUUAUUCAUUGAUCAUCUCAUUCAGUCUGGUAUUUGCCUCGGUCGCUGCCCUGCGUUUCGCCGAGAAGACGUCGAGCAUACAUUCCGCCUGGCAUUGCGAAAGUACCUACCGUUUGAAAAUAUAGUCCCUAUGGUCAGGAUGCGCAUAAGUCUUAGUUACCGCUCUGCCAUCACGAUAGUCAUCCAGCAGGUUGUUGACUUUCACCGCGUCAAGUCCCUCCAUAACUUUGAGAUCCAGUGGCUUCAGCUGGCCGUUAUCGAUCCCGCCUGGCAGCUCCGUCCAGAACUUGGCAGCCAGUUCUUGGUGUAG
Penicillium hordei is the source of this 1677-nucleotide messenger RNA. RefSeq names its product bZIP transcription factor. The record is from RefSeq and is a predicted model, not a curated record. Gene Ontology annotation, molecular function: DNA-binding transcription factor activity. The coding region runs from base 1 to 1677 and encodes 558 amino acids. Gene Ontology annotation, biological process: regulation of DNA-templated transcription. The transcript is spliced from 5 exons. NCBI's taxonomy places the organism in Eukaryota, Fungi, Ascomycota, Eurotiomycetes, Eurotiales, Aspergillaceae.